Myotis brandtii (Brandt's bat) is the source of this 1763-nucleotide messenger RNA. RefSeq names its product cysteine/histidine-rich 1 (gene ZFTRAF1). The record is from RefSeq and is a predicted model, not a curated record. NCBI's taxonomy places the organism in Eukaryota, Metazoa, Chordata, Mammalia, Chiroptera, Vespertilionidae. Gene Ontology annotation, cellular component: nucleus. The transcript has 5 exons. Gene Ontology annotation, molecular function: zinc ion binding. Bases 345 to 1433 code for a protein of 362 amino acids.
UUCUCCCCAACCGCAGGGUCCAGGCCGUGGGCCUGCGCUCGUCCCGAGCGGCUCUCCUCCAGGCCCGGCGCCUCCAUUCGGGUUCCAGGGCUCACACCGGCCCAAUCCAGGCCCCCCUCCGUUUUCUUUUUUCUUUUUCCGGCCAAAAUAGGUUUUUCUUUCCAGUGGUGUCCAGUGGCCUCGGAGCUCCAGAAACGUUCGGGUGAGCUUCUCCCAACAUGUAGAAAUGGGGCUCUGGAAACGGAGUCCUCGAGAGCUGCCCUCAGGGCUCCAGGGCGCCGGCUUGUGCGUUCCUUCUUAACUUUCCAAAGUGUCUCCUCAAAGUCACUGCCGCCCGAGGUGCCAUGGCACCCAAGCCAUGGGGUGAGUGGAGCAUGGCCCUGUCCCACCUGGCGCUGGGAGUGGUGUCUCUGCAUGCAGCCCUGAGCACUGCCCAGGCAAGUCGAGGGGCUGCUGCUGGCUUCCUGCUCCAGGCCUUGGCUGCUGCCACCAUGCUGGCUCCAGGGCUAGGCACAGAUGAAGAUUGUCUUGCUGGAGCCUGGGUGGCCACUGUCAUUGGCCUGCCCCUUCUGGCCUUCGAUUUCCACUGGUGUACUAAUGGUCACUUGAUGUGCGCUGGCUGUUUUAUCCACCUACUAGCAGAUGCCCGGCUGAAGGAGGAGCAGGCCACAUGCCCCAACUGUCGUUGUGAGAUCAGUAAGAGCCUCUGCUGCCGCAACCUGGCUGUGGAGAAAGCCGUGAGCGAGCUGCCCUCCGAGUGUGGCUUCUGCCUGCGCCAGUUUCCCCGCUCUCUCCUGGAGAGGCACCAGAAGGAGGAGUGCCAAGACAGGGUGACCCAGUGCAAGUACAAGCGAAUUGGCUGCCCGUGGCACGGCCCCUUCCAUGAGCUGACUGUGCACGAGGCUGCCUGUGCCCACCCCACCAAGACGGGCAAUGAACUGAUGGAGAUCCUGGACGAGAUGGACCAGAGCCACCGCAAGGAGAUGCAGCUCUACAACAGCAUCUUUAGCCUGCUGAGCUUCGAGAAGAUCGGCUACACAGAGGUCCAGUUCCGGCCGUACCGCACGGACGACUUCAUCACGCGCCUAUACUACGAGACACCGCGGUUCACGGUGCUGAACCAGACGUGGGUCCUGAAGGCGCGAGUGAACGACUCAGAGCGCAACCCCAACCUGUCGUGCAAGCGCACGCUGUCCUUCCAGCUGCUCCUCAAGAGCAAGGUCACAGCACCCCUGGAGUGCUCCUUCCUGCUGCUCAAGGGCCCCUAUGACGACGUGAAGAUCAGCCCUGUCAUCUACCACUUCGUCUUCACCAAUGACAGCAACGAGACGGACUACGUGCCGCUGCCCAUCGUGGACUCCGUGGAGUGCAACAAGCUGCUGGCCGCCAAAAACAUCAACCUGCGGCUCUUCCUCUUCCAGAUCCAGAAGUAGGCGCCGCUGCGCUGCCCACACCUGCCUGGCCGCGGCUUUGCAGUGCUGUCUGACCAUUUCAGCAGAGGAGGAACAGACCUGAACACGGGAAAGUCUGCAUGCGUGUGCGAAGGUGUGAGCGCUCACCACCUGGCCCUCCACCUGCCUCCCUGUCCAGGGCAUGGAGGCUGGUUCAGGGACACCGCAAGGCGAGCUCAGCAGACUUGCCGGCCUCUGCCACUUGGCGAAGCGCCCCACCUGCCCUGGGCCGCACACAGCUCCUGGGCCGGGCUCGGGCGCUGGCUUCAGACAGCAUAUCUGAUUGCAAUUAAAAAGGCACCUUGUUUCCUA